AUGGAGAAAGUACCACCCACCCCCGUUCCCGUCUACGACCAACAGCCCGAAUUUUACCACCACCAGCCAACCGCUCCUCCAAAUGCGCACGUCCAGUCUCCAGUACAAGAUCCCCACGUCAUGGCGGCACCGCAGCCAUAUUACCAUCCUCCCGCCGGUCACCCAAGUGGAUAUAACUCUGCAACUCCCUUACAUGCUCUACAACGGGGCCCUACCCCGGUUGAUUGCCCAAUCUGCGGAGUCCGUGAGAUGACCAGAACCGAGGCAGAGUCAGGAAACACAACGCAUGGUUGGGCUGCGGUGAUUUGCUGUUGUUUCUGUCUGGGAUGUAUCCCAUACCUGAUGUCCUCUCUGAAAGACUACAACCAUUACUGCGGCCAGUGUGGCACAAUGUUGGCCACAUGGCAUAACAGUGGAAGAGUCGAGGUGCAUCAGAACGUGAGGCAAUGA
Molecule: messenger RNA, 450 nt
Organism: Aspergillus bombycis
Lineage: Eukaryota; Fungi; Ascomycota; Eurotiomycetes; Eurotiales; Aspergillaceae
Product: lipopolysaccharide-induced transcription factor regulating tumor necrosis factor alpha
Exons: 3
Coding region: 1-450 (149 amino acids)
Molecular function (GO): zinc ion binding
Source: RefSeq, a predicted model, not a curated record